AGUCCCUCCCGCGGCCCCCCCCCUCCCCGCCGCCCGCCCGGGACCGGCGGGGACCGGGGGGGGGGGCACCGGGACCGGGAGGGGCGGGGAGGGGGGGGGGCAACGGGGCUGGGACCGAUCCCGGUGGGGGGGGGGCCCCGGGAGCGAUCGGGAUCCGGACCCGAAGGGGGGGGUUGGGGUGGGGGGGAGCGGAGGAAAACCGGGGCUGAACCCCGCCGCCCCCUCCCCGUGCCCGAGCGGCGGAGCGGCCCCGGCGGCGCAAAAUGGCCACGGCGCUGCACAAGCCCCUCAAAUGCCCGGGUGAGGAGUUCUACCGCGCGGCGCUGGAGCACUGCCGCAGCUACAACACGCGGCUCUGCGCCGAGCGCGGCUCCCGCCUCCCCUUCCUGGACAGCCAGACCGGGGUGGCCCAAAGCAACUGCUACAUCUGGAUGGAGCGGACCCACCGCCGCCCCGGCCUGUCCCCAGGGCAGCUCUACACGUACCCGGCGCGGUGCUGGCGCAAGAAGCGGCGCUUGAACAUCCUGGAGGACCCGCGACUGCGGCCCUAUUGUGAGGUGCCCCUGCGCAAGGAGGGGGCCCCAGGGCUGCCUGAGGGGCCGGUGCUGGAGGCGCUGCUCAGUGCGGAGCCCAUGGACAGGAGGGGGGACACCAGGGAGGAGGAGACAGCGCUGGAGGGACCAAAGCCUCCCCCGGGUGAUUUCCCCCAUGAGCCGGAGGGGGACGAGCUGGACGAUGACCCCCCCCGCCGCAAGAACAAGGCCAAGGGCAAGACGUGCGGGCUGGGGGCGGUGCGGAAGCGCCAGGAGCCGCCGGCGCUGGAGGAGCGGGACAAGCCCUACGUGUGCGACAUCUGCGGGAAGCGCUACAAGAACCGCCCGGGGCUGAGCUACCAUUACACACACACGCACUUGGCCGAGGAGGAGGGCGAGGAGCUGGGCGAGCGCCCCGCGCCCCCCCGCAGGAACCACCAUAAGCAGUUUUACAAAGAGUUGAACUGGGUCCCUGAAAACCAGCGCCGGAGCACAGCCGGCGCCCUCCCCCCCGCGCCCCCCCCCGCGGGGGCUCCCUGCGGCUUCUGCCUGGGGGGGUCCCGCCGGGCCCCGGCGUGUCCCGAGGAGCUGAUCGCGUGUGCGGACUGCGGCCGGGCAGGGCACCCCUCGUGCCUGCAGUUCACGGUGAGCAUGGCGGCCGCGGUGCGCACCUACCGCUGGCAGUGCAUCGAGUGCAAGUCCUGCAGCCUCUGCGGCACCGCCGAGAACGACGAUCAGCUGCUGUUCUGCGACGAUUGCGACCGGGGGUACCACAUGUACUGCCUGAGCCCCCCCAUGGCCGAGCCCCCCGAAGGCAGUUGGAGCUGCCACCUCUGUCUGCGGCAGCUGAAGGACAAGGCCUCAGCCUUCAUCACCCUCACUUAGGGGGGGGGACCCCCCCUGCACCCCUCACCCCGCACCCCCCCCGCACCCCAAAUCCUGCCUAAACCCCCCCAACCCCCUCCCCCCGCACCCCAAAACCUGCCAAAAGCCAUAAUGGAGAUGGGGGGGUUGGUGGGGGGGGUGUCAAUGCGUUGCAUGAUGGGAAAAUUGGGGCUCCCCCCCCCCCCCCCGGGUGUUAAUUAUUUAUAAUGGGGGGGGUUAAUUUGGGGACACCCCCCCCGGGGUUGGGGGGGGCGGAUGUUGCUGGUGCAAAACAAAAGGGGGGGAAGGGAAAAGGGGGGGGAGUCCCAUGGGUGUUAUGGGGUGUUGUGGCCCCCCCCCCCAAUUGAACUGGCCCCCCCCCCCCAUCGUGGUGUCGUUGGUGUGAGCUGUGAGUGUCUGUGCAUUAAACUGUGACAGAGAGA
Messenger RNA from Strigops habroptila (Kakapo), 1840 nucleotides. It is a transcript of the gene DPF1, whose product is annotated as double PHD fingers 1. The transcript has 12 exons. The record is from RefSeq and is a predicted model, not a curated record. Bases 264 to 1418 code for a protein of 384 amino acids. Gene Ontology annotation, cellular component: nBAF complex. Gene Ontology annotation, biological process: nervous system development. NCBI's taxonomy places the organism in Eukaryota, Metazoa, Chordata, Aves, Psittaciformes, Psittacidae.